CUGCGCCACAUCUCAUUAAUGAGCUCUAACACAGCGCGGACUGAGAGAGGCUUUAAACGCGUCUAAGGUGCAUUUUUUUUUUGCCAUCAGCUGAUCCAAACUGCAACAGGCAUCACCGAGGAGGAGAAAAUAAAAAAGGACAGCAGCGUGUUGUUUAAGGAUUCUAUUUCCAAAGUAAACAAACUCAGACUUUUACAGUCCAGGAACUAUACUUUUUUUUCUUUUUUAAGUGGAGGAUCGAGUCUGUGCUUGGACACAAACACAAAAAGCGACAUUUCGAUUUUAGAGGACCGCUCAGCCAUGGAGGUCGCAGCGGCGGAUCAGUCUCGGUGGAUGGCGCACCAUCACGCCGUGCUGAACGGCCAGCACCCGGACUCUCACCAUCACAGCCUGAGCCACAACUACAUGGAGCCUAUGGCGCCUUUGCUGCCUCAGGACGAAGUGGACAUGUUUCUGAACCACUUGGAUUCUCAAGGGAACCCCUACUACACCAACUCCCGGGCGAGGGUCACAUACAGCCAAGCGCACGCUCGCCUUGGGAAUCAGGUUUGCCGGCCACACCUCAUCCACAGCCCCGGGAUUCCUUGGCUGGACCCCGGGAAAGCUGCCCUGUCCGCUGCGCACCACCACAACGCCUGGGCGGUCAGCCACUUCAGCAAACCCGGCCUGCACCCAGCCGGCUCCGGCUACCCCUGCAGCAGCAGCGCCGGCACGGCUCCCGUGUCCUCCCUCACCCCGGCGUCCCACUCCAGCCCGCACCUCUACAGCUUCCCGCCCACCCCUCCGAAGGACGUGUCCCCGGACCCGGGCCCCACGUCUCCGACGUCCACCUCGAACCGCAUGGACGAGAAGGACUCGCUCAAGUACCAGGUGCCGCUGACGGACGGGAUGAAGAUGGAGAGCUGCAGCCCGCUCCGAGGCGGCCUGGCCUCGAUGAACAGCCAGGCUCCGGCCACGCACCACCCCAUCCCCACGUACCCGGCCUACUCCCUGCCCACACCCCACGAGUACAGCGGCAGCCUCUUCCACCCGGGCAGCCUGCUGGGCGGCUCGGCCUCCAGCUUCACGCCCAAGUGCAAAAGCAAAGCCAGGUCGAGCUCAGAACUCUAUGCAGAGGGCCGUGAGUGCGUGAACUGCGGUGCCACGUCCACCCCGCUGUGGCGGCGGGACGGUACCGGCCACUACCUGUGCAACGCCUGCGGACUGUACCACAAGAUGAACGGCCAGAACCGGCCCCUCAUCAAGCCCAAACGGAGACUGGUGAGUUUUUAACCCCGCAGCUUCACUCGCAGAGCAAGGCACCCAAAUAUGAGCACAAAGCAGAUGACGGCAGCACAAUUCCAGGAAAGUUAUAUUUUCCCUAUGAUCUUCCUGGAAUUGUUUGUCCCUCUCACCUCCCGAUGAUCCGCCUUCAUGGCCUGUUACAAUACUGCUACUAUUGCCAUUGUUCAUGCUAUCGCUAUUGCUGGUUCUUCUGAUACUGUUACUGAUACCAGUGCCCAGGCUGCUUCACUUAACACCAUAAAGGAGGAGAUUAAAGCAGCAAGGACACACAGUAUGCCUACUAUCUAUCUAUCUAUCUAUCUAUCUAUCUAUCUAUCUAUCUAUCUAUCUAUCUAUCUAUCUAUCUAUCUAU
Molecule: messenger RNA, 1636 nt
Organism: Austrofundulus limnaeus
Lineage: Eukaryota; Metazoa; Chordata; Actinopteri; Cyprinodontiformes; Rivulidae
Gene: gata2a
Product: GATA binding protein 2a
Exons: 4
Coding region: 301-1272 (323 amino acids)
Biological process (GO): cell fate commitment; positive regulation of miRNA transcription; positive regulation of angiogenesis
Cellular component (GO): nucleus
Molecular function (GO): RNA polymerase II cis-regulatory region sequence-specific DNA binding; zinc ion binding; DNA-binding transcription factor activity, RNA polymerase II-specific
Source: RefSeq, a predicted model, not a curated record